Molecule: messenger RNA, 1122 nt
Organism: Hevea brasiliensis (rubber tree)
Lineage: Eukaryota; Viridiplantae; Streptophyta; Magnoliopsida; Malpighiales; Euphorbiaceae
Exons: 2
Coding region: 1-1122 (373 amino acids)
Source: RefSeq, a predicted model, not a curated record
AUGGCUAUCCUUAAGUACCCUAAAGGGUUUUAUCGCCAUCUGAACGCCAAGCAAUGCUGGAAGCUUAUUCAUAACCCAGAUAGUACAUGGGCUCGUGUCCUUAAGGGUUUGUAUUUUCCUCAUUCAUCCUUCUUGCAAGCUUCAAGUAGUCCUAGAAGAAGCUCUUGGAUUUGGCAAAGCCUAUUGGCUGGUAGAGAUGUUAUUAAAGAGGGAUACAGACACAAUAUUGGGGAUGACACUCAAUCUCUCAUUUGGUUUGAUCCUUGGAUUCCAAGCAUUAAAGGCUUCAGGGUAUUCAGACCACCACACUUCCCUCUUCAGGUGAAUUUAGUGGCAGAUCUUAUUGAUCAUGAUUUGCUGCAAUGGAAAACAAACAUCAUUGAUAGUAUUUUUGAUCCAAUUAUUGCUACAGCAAUCAAAGCCAUUCCUGUUGCUCCUUUAGGAAACAAAGAUUCUAUUGUGUGGCGCUUUGAUCAUUCAGGUAAUUACUCAGUUAAGUCUGGAUAUAGAUUUCUAUCUAGAAUCAGACAUGAUCAGUCUUUUGGUGGAGUAAAUAACUCCAAUCUCAUUUCCAGAGAGGUGUGGUUAAAGACAUGGAAUCUUCCUAUCCAACCAAAAUUCAAAGUUUUCUUAUGGAAAGCUCUCCUAAAUGCUUUACCUGUUAAAAGUACCCUGCUUAGAAGAGGCAUUCCUAUUAAUCCAUCAUGUCCAAAUUGCGCAGCUGAGGAAGAAACUAUAGAACACACCCUCUUUUGGUGCAAUGAUGCUAGGGCAAAAUGGUUUGUGAGUGCUAACACUUAUAAGCCUAAUCCAGUUGGCUUUGGUUCCUUCUCGUUGUGGUGGUCAGCUAUUUUGAAUGAAUUUUGUGAGGAUCAACUGGGCUUGUGCUUUAUAGCCAUUUCUUGCUGGAUCAUUUGGAAAGAGAGGAACCUUACUGUGUUUGAUCAUAUUGGCCCGAAUCCCAUAGUAGCUGCCAAGAGAAUUUCCAAGUCUUUUUUUGAGGUAUCUAGUUCAGCUACGAGGGGAGAUCCUAUUACUUCCUCCUUGCAUGAUUUUACUGUAAGUUCAGUGUGGUCUCCUCCACCAGUUGGAACUCUUAAGCUGAAUAGUGAUGUGGCUUAG